Messenger RNA from Notolabrus celidotus (New Zealand spotty), 1799 nucleotides. RefSeq names its product 3-monooxygenase/tryptophan 5-monooxygenase activation protein, gamma polypeptide 1 (gene ywhag1). NCBI's taxonomy places the organism in Eukaryota, Metazoa, Chordata, Actinopteri, Labriformes, Labridae. The record is from RefSeq and is a predicted model, not a curated record. Gene Ontology annotation, cellular component: cytoplasm. Gene Ontology annotation, molecular function: protein kinase C binding. Gene Ontology annotation, biological process: signal transduction.
ACACAAUCGCAGGGAAAGUGCUCGGAGGGGGAGGGGUGUCCCGUCGGCAGGCACACAGACAGCAGGCAGCAGCUGCAGUGAGAGGACCCGGUACCCUUUACUCUGCAUUUAAACAUUCAUAUUUCAAUUUUCUAGCUCCGAAGCACACCAGACAGCAACACACACACUCCUUAAAAAUGGUAGAUCGUGAGCAACUGGUGCAGAAAGCCAGGCUGGCCGAGCAGGCGGAGAGGUACGAUGAUAUGGCAGCUGCCAUGAAAUCGGUGACAGAGCUGAAUGAAGCAUUAUCCAACGAAGAGAGGAACCUGCUCUCUGUGGCCUAUAAGAACGUUGUCGGGGCAAGACGCUCGUCCUGGCGUGUUAUCUCCAGCAUCGAGCAGAAGACAACGGCCGAUGGCAACGAGAAGAAGAUCGAGAUGGUCCGAGCCUACCGGGAAAAGAUCGAGAAGGAGCUGGAGGCCGUGUGCCAAGACGUGCUCAACCUCCUCGACAACUUCCUGAUCAAGAACUGCAACGAGACGCAGCACGAAAGCAAGGUGUUCUACCUGAAAAUGAAGGGCGACUACUACCGCUACCUGGCCGAGGUGGCCACGGGGGAGAAGAGAGCCGCGGUGGUGGAGUCCUCCGAGAAGUCCUACAGCGAGGCCCACGAGAUCAGCAAGGAGCACAUGCAGCCCACCCACCCCAUCCGCCUGGGCCUGGCUCUCAACUACUCCGUCUUCUACUACGAGAUCCAGAACGCCCCGAGCAGGCGUGCCACUGCCAAGACCGCCUUCGACGACGCCAUUGCCGAGCUGGACACCCUCAACGAGGACUCCUACAAAGACUCCACUCUCAUCAUGCAGCUGCUACGAGACAACUUGACGCUGUGGACGAGCGACCAGCAGGACGACGAGGGAGGAGAGGGCAACAACUAAAGAGUCCGAACCUCAUUCUGCCAAAACACCACAACACGCGCUCACAAAUGAUGACAAAAUAAUAAUAAUAAUAGUUAAAAAGUUCUUAGAAAUUUAAAAAAGGGAGGGGGGAGGGCGGUGGUGGAACAUCAUCGGCUGCCAAUUUAGCCGAUGGUACUAACGCGGCUGCUGUUCUUUAUUUUUCAACAAAUUAAAGUGAAAAAAAAAGUCGGAGGAGGGAAGACAAUUUUGUUUGAGAAUUAAUCUAGAAUUAAAUAAAAAAUAAUGAAAAGAAUGAAACCCCCUCCUUGGUAGCCUCUGCAGCAUUUGCCAAAAUACAACUUUAGAAGCAAAGAGGUGUGUCAUUCAUCGCAGUGUGACUAUUGGGUAACGAUGCCUUCACACUGGCAGAGACUGGUCUUAUCGCGCAAAUGAAGCUGAGCUGACUUAUUGUAUUUGGUGAGGGGAGGAGCAUUCAGAAAUUGAUGCUUGAGCAGCAAGAAAAUUGAUAAACCUUGAAUGUCACAGCCAGGUUUAGAGAAUGAGAGAGAGAGAAACAACAGAGCGAGUGAUUUGGAGAGCAGACAGGUUGCAGGGAUGAUGUUGAAGAAGAAGACGAGCUUUUAGGGGUGUCGAAUUCAUCGUUGUAACUCCAAACGUACCAACGACAUCUUUAGUUGCACCACACUAUGAUCGUUGAGUGAAAAGCAGGUUGUCUCUGUUAUUGAAGAUAACAUAAAAGAAACUGUUUUGUUUGCUUUGUGUCAGGUAUGUGUCCAGCUCAGUCACACAGUCAUACUGUAACUUAAAUACAAACUCAUAAAGUAAACUUAGUGCAGCUUGUCCCUCUCAUGUGCUGAUGUGCUUUAUUAAUGAAUAAAUUAACUGUUUUUGGACACCUAA